UUCCCAUAGUUCCUUUGUGAGUGGCCGCCGUGCUGGAUGACAGCUAUCCGGCGGCGCCGAAACACCGAUAGACACUCAGACGAAAAAGCCAUGGCGGCCACGGGUGGAGGGAAAAUUAGAAGCAGGAGAUAUCAUAUCGCCUCUAAACCUUACGCCAAGAGUAAACAGCAGCAGUCAGGCCUCAUCAGUCGAGUGACAGACACAGUAAAGAGCAUCGUUCCUUCCUGGCUGCAAAAAUAUUUCAAGAAUGAAGAUGCUCCUGAAGGAGGAGGGGCUGUUCUGGGGACAGAGCAGAACUGCCAGCCCCCUCCUCCUCCUAAUGGCAGCGAAGAGGGACCUCUUCCCUUCGAUGGACGUGAUUCACCAGAGCCAAGCACCAGUAACGCAGAGCCCUCAACCAGCCGGGCAUCCCUGAACUUUCAGGAGUAUGUGCUAUCUCGACCUCCUCUGAGUCGUUCUCACCUCCACUUUCCCCCGCUGGAUGCCUCUUCGCCGACCCUGGGGGCCUCCAGCAGCCUCUUCUCCCAACCAUCCACCUCCUCAGCCCCUGGACCCUUUUCCACAGGCUUCUCUUUGGUCAAAGAAAUCAAAGAUAACCUCUCUCAGCACGAAGAUGAUAACAUCUCCACCACUAGCGGCUUUUCCUCCCGUGCCUCAGACAAAGAUGUCCCUAAUUCCAAAACGGCAUCACUUCCCCAACUGUGGUCCCCAGAGAUGGACAGAACACACUCUGGGCCUCAACAUGCCCAGUCCAGUCUGAAAAGGCCUGCUUUCAACCUGUCUGUAUUUGGAACUUCCUCCAAUUCAUCAUUAAACAGCACAGUGCUAAACUCCAGCCAGCUCGGAGAUUCACCCUUCUACCCCGGGAAGACCAUGUAUGGUGGAGCUGCUGCGGUCAGGAGCUCUCGUGCUCGUCCUGGAACACCGUACCAGGCCCCAGUGAGGAGACAGAUCAAGGCCAAGCCUGCUGGUGCUCAGCCCUGUGGGGUGACGAGUGCCACAGCCAGACGCAUCCUUCAGUCCUUGGAGCGCAUGUCAAGCCCGCUGGCUGAUGCCAGGAGAAUCCCAGCAGCAGCCGCCUCCUCCCCCCUGUCAGCAUCAAUGGAUGGCACAAAUCUAGAUGUUUCACCUUUCCAGUCGAAAAAAAAACGUAUGGAUUCCACCCUCCCACCGGUGCAGAGGUUGGUGGUUCCUGCUGCAGUGUCGGUCUCAGGAAACCGCUCUGUCUCCUUCAGGCCGACGUUGACUCCUGGAGGAGUGAGCCGAACUCUGGACAGGACCCCAAAAGACACGCCCACAAGACAAUCACCGCAACUACCUGAAGCAACCCCAUCUCGAAGCACAUUGGGUUCCAGUAGCCCAGCCUAUCCUCUGUUCAGCACGCCUGCAGCCAGCAGCGUGAGCUCUGGAGGAGGAAAGAUGAAGAGAGAGAGGACCACUACACGGCCUUCCUCUAAACACCCUGAAGAGGAGGAGGUGUCUGAGGUACUGGACCUACCAACCAUUUCACUUCCCAUCAGCACCUCUGCCUUGCCCACCUUCAGCUUCUCCACACCUCUUCCACCUCUCACCACCUCCACCACCAUCAGCACGUCCCCCAAUCUCACACCUGUGACUCCCGCUAAGGAAACAGUCACAAAUAAGGAGCCACAAACGACCUCACCCCUCUGUGCACCGUAUACAUUUUCCUCCCCUAUUGUCAAAGCAACUGCUGCUAGUCCUCCUUCCUUUUCCCCCUCAGCUGGAUUCACGUUUAGUGCACCUGUAGCAAAGUUAGCUCCCUCCAUGUCAAAUGGGAAGCUGGCCUCUCCCAUAGUGGCUGCAGUGAAGUCAGUAGCUUGCAAAAGCACAGAAGAUUUUGAAGGACCCUUCAAACCAGCCAAGACCCUGAAGCAGGGCAGUGUGUUGGAUCUUCUCAAAGCACCUGGCUUUGCCUCUCCUGUUGUUCGGACUUCCCCCGGCCCAGACAACGCUCUCCUGCAGAUCUCCACACAAUCCACAGCCCCCUCCUCCACCACCUCAACCACCUCCUCCCUCUCUUCAACAGCGUUUGGAGAUGCAUUCAAAGCCCCGCCAGGCUGGAGCUGUGAUGUCUGCAUGGUGCAGAACAAGCCAUCAGACACAAAGUGUGUUUGCUGUACAGCACCACAGCCCAAUUUAUCCUCUGGCAAGUCUAUGGACAGUAAACCUUCAGCCGCCACCUCGGUUGGGCUAGAGAGCAGCGGCAGCAUGAACACCACCUCCACCACUACAACCACUGCAGGUUUUGGCACAAUUUUCUCCAAACCUGCAGGAACUUGGGACUGUGACACAUGCCUUGUUCUAAACAAACCUGAAGCAGUAAAGUGUGUGGCCUGCGAAACGGCCAAACCUGGGACAGGGCUUAAACCCUCACUGACUCUUCCUUCUGCCUUCUCAGCUGUUAAGUCUGUGUCCACACCCACAGCCCCCCUUUCUACAGGGUUCAUUGGAUUUGGAGACAAGUUCAAAAAACCUGAGGGUGCAUGGGAAUGUGAUACAUGUUUGGUAGAAAACAAGGCAGAGGACACAAAGUGCGUGGCCUGCAUGAGCGCUAAACCAGGAGCUUCAGCUGGAGCCUCUUCAGCCAGCAGUGCUCCAGUGUUUGGGUUGGGAGACGCAUUCAAGAAGCCAGUGGACGCCUGGGAUUGUGACGUCUGUCUUGUACAGAAUAAGGCUGUUGAUGUACAGUGUGUUGCCUGUCAGGCAGCCAAACCUGGAGCUAGCGUGGAACCCAAAGCUUUUGGUUCAUCUUUUGUUUCAUCAGCUGGUGGGACUUCCGGCUCUAGUUCUGGAGGUUUUAAGUUUGGUACAUCAGACAGUACGUCUGUAUCUGGUUUCAAGUUUGGAGGCUCAUUGACAGAGUCCUCAUCGUCAGGUGGAUUCAAAUUUGGUGUCCCAUUUGGAAGCUCCUCCUCAGAAACAACUUCUAAAGACGAUACUGCCUCAUCAGGGUUCAAAUUCGGCAGCUCAUCUGAGGGCUUUAAAUUUGGGGCUGCCUCUAGUGAUGACAAAAAGUCAGACGAAACUGCCACAGGUUCUGGGUUUAAGUUUGGAACCAGCGGUGGGAUAGCAUUUGGAACUGGAUCAUCUAGCACAGUAAAUAACUCCCCUAAGGGUGGCUUCACUUUUGGACUGUCAAAACCGGAAGAGAAAACCUCAGACACCACUUCAUCCUCUGUUAGUUUCACUCCUCCUGCUUCCUCUCAAGAGAAAAGUGACAAUGCAGCAUCAUCGAAUGACACCACAUCCACCAACUCCUCCACCACCACAACUACCACCACUGGGUCUGUAUUUGGGAGAUUGGGCGAGCGAAGUUUGGCGGCCACAACACCGCAAGGUGGCUCUACGUUUGGAUCCUUACAGGCAGACAAAGAGUCAGCUGCUCCCACCUAUACCUUUGGGAAGCCAGACGAAAAGAAGGAAGCCACUGCCUCCUCAGCUCCGUCUGCCUUCCUCUUUGGUGCUGCUAAUAAAGAUGCAGAUGCUGCACCGGCCGCCUCAGGAGGAUUUUCCUUCAGCAAGCCCAGUGCUCCAACAGAACAACCUCCCCCUGCGUAUAAUUUUGGCAAGCCAGCAGACAAGAGUGAAACGUCUACCACUGAGGCCUCAACGGGACCCUCUUUUACCUUUGGACAAAGUGCUACAGAGUCUUCUGCUGCUCCUAAACCCGCAUUUUCCUUUAUGGCUAGUAAUCCCACCAACACUGUCAACUCCACCACCUCGUCGUCCACCACCCCGACACCCAGUCUGUUCGGCGGCAGCAGCAGCUCCACUCAGGCUCCUGCUCCUUCUGCAGCUCCUAGCAAUUUCAUGUUCGGUCAGCCGGCUGCAACCGCAAGUGAUGCUCCUCCAGCUAAAGCCUUCGUCUUCGGACAGAGUCAGGACAGCCAGCCGGCUGCCCCGUCAGCUGCUCCUCUGAACUCUACUCCAGCCCCCUCUCAGCCCUUCCUCUUUGGUGCUCCUGCCAGUGCUGCUGCUCCUCCUCCAGCUGCUGCUCCAUCCUUCGGCUUUGGAGCAGCAGCUCCUGCUGCGGCUGCUGCUGCCGCCUCCUCUUCAGCUCCAUCUGCAGCUCCCUCUCCAUUUGCAUUCAGCUCGGCCUCCUCUGGUGGAUUCGGGGCCAACCAGGCUCCUUCAUUCGGUUCAUCCUUUGGAUCCCCCUUCACAGCCACACCUUCCCAGCCCCCAGCAUUCGGAGCCAAACCCAAUGCCGCCCCUGUCUUUGGACAGCAAACCAACUCCACACCUGUAUUCGGGGCAGCUGCUAAUUCUGCACCAGGUGGAGGCUUUCAGUUUGGAGCAGCCAGUGCAUUUGGAGCCACAAACAACGCCUCAGGAGGAGUGUUUACUUUUGGAGCAGGAUCAGCAGCUUCUCCUGCCCCCCCAGUCAACCCCUCCAUUGCACCCCAGCCAGGACCGCCUGGAGGUGGAUUCAACUUUUCACAACCCCCCGCAUUCAAUAUGGGGUCAGCGAAGUCCUUCACUGCCUCCCCUGCUGGACAGCAAGCGAUUGCUGGGCGAAAGAUCAAGACUGCGGUGCGACGCAGAAAGUAGAGCCCAGUGGACCCAACUAUAAAGUAGACUUGACUUUGACUUGACUGUAUCCCCACUGAAGGCUGAGUAAAGUCCUUGUCAGCUAGACAAACACUGAAAUGACUUUGCGUGAGAAGAAGGGCCGAGGCUUUGGGCCACUUGGUGCUCGGGCUGGACGGUAAGGCCUUGUUUCAGCUGUAGGCUGGGCUGAUUAUUCUGAGGUUUUCACAUGUAGACUGGAGCUGUUAAUAUGUGAGACUAAUCCCACAGGACUUCACCUGAAAAACUGUUGACUGAACAAU
Molecule: messenger RNA, 4853 nt
Organism: Perca flavescens (yellow perch)
Lineage: Eukaryota; Metazoa; Chordata; Actinopteri; Perciformes; Percidae
Gene: nup153
Product: nucleoporin 153
Exons: 22
Coding region: 37-4572 (1511 amino acids)
Biological process (GO): protein import into nucleus; RNA export from nucleus
Cellular component (GO): nuclear pore
Molecular function (GO): structural constituent of nuclear pore
Source: RefSeq, a predicted model, not a curated record